Paramecium pentaurelia is the source of this 2985-nucleotide messenger RNA. The record is from the annotation of a GenBank genome assembly. Lineage: Eukaryota; Ciliophora; Oligohymenophorea; Peniculida; Parameciidae.
AUGUUAACAUCAUCGAAGCUCUUCAGUAGUCAAUCAUUAUUGGAAUGUAUCAAACUAAAAUUUAUAUUUAGAAUGUCUUAUGGAUAUUUCUUCCAAAAUUUUACUUGACUCUACUAUUGAAUCAAAUAGAGAUUCAAAAAACAUCAUCUUUAGCAGAAUAAAAGAAAUAACUCUUGAAGCAUUUUCUAAAUAAUUUACAGAUGAGAUCCAUCAUUUGUAAGCAGAACUUAGAUCUGAAUAAGCUCUAAAUGAUUCAAUUAGAAGGGAAUUUUUAGAAAGAGAACAAAGAAUUUAAUAAGAUUUUGAUUCUAAACAAAGAGAGUUUUAAUUAUAGUAAAUUAGAGAAAUUCAAAAUCUUUAAGAUUUACUUGAAGCUCAAGAAUCCUAAUUUUAAGUAUUCAUUUAAUUAAAAUUAGAAAUAUCAAUCAUAAAAUGAGAAACUUAAUAAAUAACUAAAAGACAUGUAAAACAGAGAGAUAUAAUUAUAAAAUGAAAAUAUAAGAAUAAAAGAAAAUCUGUAAUUGAUUGAUUAACGAAAUAAAUCAAUGAGUUCAGAUAUAAAUGAAUACAGAUAAAAAAAUGAAGCAUUAAAUUAAUUAAAUCAAUAAUUAGACAGGUAAAAUAGAGAUUUUAAAAUUGAAUUUGAAAAGGUUCUAAAAGAACUAUCAGAUUUGAAAAAAAAAUCUUAGUAAUAUAUUGAUCUUAAUGUUGAACUAGAUUAAGAAAUGGAAUAAUUAAAAAAUGAAAAUGAAAGAUUAAAAAGUAAAAAAUUAUAAGAUUAAUAAAAAUCUAAAGAGUUAUUAGAUUAAUUAAAAGAAAAGAGUAAUUAUAAGAUUAAUGAUUUAAAAAAUAAAUUAAAUUAAGCAUAGAAUAUACAAUUAUAUUAGUAGCAAUAAUUAGAAGAAUUUUAAGAAUAAAUUAAGGAAUCUGAAAAUUAAUUAAAUUAAUUACAAUUAAAUCAUAAAUAAUCUACAAAAUCAUUGGAACAAUAGUUUAAAAACUAAUUUCAGGAAAUAGAAAAUCAAUUUUUAAAUGAAAAAUAAAUUAUAGAAGAUAAUUUAACAAUUAAAUAUGAAUAAUUACUUAUAUCUAAAGAAAAGUUGAUAUAAGACUAAAACAGAGAACUUAAAUAAAUAAAAGAAAAGUUCUAUUAAUAUAAUUUAGAAUUUGAUGGUUUGCAAAGAUAAUGUCAACACUCAUAGUAGUAAGUUAUAUAAUUGUAAAAUGAAAUAUAGUAAUUAAAUAUACAUGCAGAAGAAGUUGAAAAAUAAAACAGGGAAUUAGAUUUAGAGAUUUCAAAAAAGGACUUAAAAUUAAAAAAUUUAUUAUUAGAGUUAGAUGAUAUUAAAAUAACUUCAGAAUAAACUAAUAAUACUUUAAAAAUGAAUCAAAAUUAAUUUAAUGAUAUUGAGAAAGAGAAAUAAUAAUAUUAAAAGUUAUUUUAAUAAAUUUCUGAUGGAUUAUAAAUAGAAAUUACAGGAAGUUUUUCAUAUUAAAAAUUGGGUUAAAAAGUGGAAUUGAAAUUGAAGCAAUUAAAGGAUGAAUAAUCACAAAAAUAAGAAGAAUUAAAAAAAAUAAAAGAAUAACUUAAUUUAGAGAUUUUAGAAAAAGAAUAAAAAACGAAAUUAUUACAAGAAUAUUUUAAUGAUGAAAACAAUAAAUUAUAAAAAAUAAUUUCAGAAUAAUAAUUGGAGAAUAGAAAAUAAAAGAAUGAAUUCAAAUAAAAGUUAGAUGAAUAAAAUAAAAUUAUUAUUGAAUUAUAAAAGGAUCAAAUUGAAUGUAACAAUUAAUAAGAAUUUUUAUAAAUAUAAAAUUAAGAACUAGCUUAAGAUCUUGAAAAAAUUAAUGAAGAAUUAAUAGCAGCAAAAUAAGAUAUUAAUGAUUUAUUAAAUAGAGAAUAAUUUAAUACUGAAGAUUCAAAAUAAAUAAUAAAUUAAAUCUUAAAUGAAAAGAAUUAGAUUUAAUUACAAUAUGAAGAAGCAUUAUUUAAGCAAAAAACAUUUAAAUAAAGAAUUUAUCGUGUAUUAAAUAGACAAAGAGAAUUAAUGAAUAUACAAAUUUAGGAAAUUAAAAAUAUGUUUGUAAAUAAAUUAAAGCAAGUAGAAAGUGAAUGCAAAAUAAUAUUAUAAAGUUUAUAUAAAUAGCAAUUAAUUAUAACUGAGAAUAAAAUAUAAAUGAUAGAAGCAGAGAAGGAAUAUGAAAUAGAAUAAAUGAAUUUAGAUAUAGAAUAAAAAAUAGAAAAUCUUAAAUAAUAAUUUAAAUAAUAGGAAUUAUUAUUAUAAGAGGAAGGCUAAUUAAAAUUGAAAUAAAAAUAAUAAUAAAUUGAAUAACUUGUUAUGUCAAAAACUAAUGAUAUAGAAUUACAAAAUCAAAUUUAAUUAUUAAAUAGGGAAAAUGAAGAAUUAUAGAAAUAGUUAUUACUUUAAGAAUAAUUGUAAAUUGAAUAAAAAUAAAAUUAUGAAUUAGAAUUAUAUAAUCUUAAUAAAUUAAUUAAAGAAUAAUAGGAGGAAUUGUAAAUAUUUAUAUAUAAUUUAGAAUAUCUUAAUAAUAAUUUUCAGAAUAAACUAUGAAUAGAGAAAGGCAAUACUUUGAAUAAAGAUAUCAAGAUCUUAAAUAAAGAUAGGAUAAAAAAAUGGAAUAAAUUCAAUCAGAUUAUCAACUUCAAAUUAACCAAUUAGAGAAUAUAAUUCAACUACCUUAAAAAUAAAUAUCACCAAAUAAAAUAACUCAUAAAUCUCCAUUUUAAAAAUAAUCAAUGUUAACAUGUAUCUUAAAAAUAUAAAUUUAGCAAAUAAAUAAUUUAAUUGUAGUAGUACAGUUAUUAGUACUGGAAUUAAGACUCCAAAUAAGUAAAUAUAAUAAAUCGAUAAUACAGAGAAAACAAUUGAUGAAUUGAGAUUAGAAAUACAAUAACAAAAAGAGAAAUUAAGUAAAAUGAAAUUAUCAUUUACAGAGAGUUAGAAGAAACCUUAUAGGAGAUCUUGA